AUGAAGUUUGCCGCCUGCCUCGUCCUCAUGGCCAUCGCCAUCAACACCGCCCAUGCUGAAAGCCCGACCAUGACAAAGGAUUUACUCACCGGGUCUAAGUCGAAGCCAGCAUCUGAAGAAGGCUCUGCUGAAGAGACCCCGAAGUCGUACUGUCCCAACAUCAUGUGCCCUGCCGUGUACCAACCCGUGAGUGACGAGAAUGGUGUGAUGUACCCUAACAAGUGCUCUAUGGAGGCCGCAAAGUGCAAGGGUCCGAGAGAAAAUCCCUUGGACGAAUACAAGCGAAUCUACGGCAAGGAGUUUGGCGCCCCCCGUGAUGAGGACUCUGAGAAGGCUAGCAAGAAAUGUGCGAGCGCCUGCCCCGACGUCGUUUUGCGCGUUUGCGGCUCCGACGGUGUCUGGUACUCGAACCCGUGCGAGCUCAAGAUCGCUGCCUGUAAGAACCCAGAGCAGAACAUCGUGGAGGAGGAAGGCGCGUGCAGCUCAAAGAAGACGGCUAACAACGACGUCCUGUAA
Messenger RNA from Phytophthora infestans T30-4, 516 nucleotides. RefSeq names its product Epi2-like protease inhibitor. Lineage: Eukaryota; Oomycota; Peronosporomycetes; Peronosporales; Peronosporaceae. Gene Ontology annotation, molecular function: protein binding. Bases 1 to 516 code for a protein of 171 amino acids. The transcript has a single exon. The record is from RefSeq and is a predicted model, not a curated record.